CCCUCUGCCUCCUCUCACAGUGCUGAUCAGAGCCAGUGCAGGCUGUGGAAGAGGCCCCGCUCCACAUCUUCGGUUGCGGACUGAACGCUGAGCCGAGGGGUUUGACGUCAGUGCUGGACUCGUUAGGUCUCGUCCCUGCUGGUCGGGGUACGAGUAGGGAGCUGGUCUCACCUAACAGAUGUGUCUGGGACACUCCAGUCUAUUUAUUCUAUCAAUUACACAUAGAUCCAGAUGAGCAUGAUGGAAGUGUUGGAGGGACACAGGGUCGACAGGGGGCAGGAGGUGUGGGCUGCAGCCCCGGCUGAAGGGUACGUGAAGGAGUUCACCCGCCACUGCAACGACGUGCUGCUGAACCUGAAUGAACUGCGGCACCGCAACAUCCUGACCGACGCCAGCCUGGUUGUCGGCAACGUCCACCUGCGGGCGCACUGUGCUGUGCUCGUGGCCUGCAGUGGGUUCUUUUACUCGCUGUACUCCCACCGUGUGCUGCUUCAGGGACGCGGUGGCAGCGGGGAGCAGCUCAUGUCCGUGUCUCUCCCCGACACCUUGGACCCAUGCAGCAUCUCCCUGCUGCUCGACUUCAUGUACACCUCCCGCCUCCCCCUGACACCGAGCAUCGUCCCCGGGGUGCUCACUGCUGCAACCUACCUGCAGAUGGACCACGUGGCUGAUACCUGCAGGGAUUUCAUGCAGCUGCACUGCAGGGAGAAUAUGAGUGCAAGACUCCCACAACUGGAGCUGGACUCCAGGGUGUCUGUUGCCUCUGUAGCCCCCAAAGGAGGGGACCUUCCCAAUCCAGGACCCCAGAGAUUACUCCCAACAGCAGUUGCAACAAGGGUCCCUGCGGAGAUCGGGGGCUCUCUCAAGCCAGGGGCUUUCCCGACCUGCCAGCCCGGGUCAAAGGCGCUGAAAGGAGAGCCCGAGUCGCCCCUCAUGGGCACCCCGACUCCAUCUCCAGACAGCCCAGCCCGCUCCAGCUGCCAACCAAACUCUCCGGCAGAAUCCAACACCUGCAACAAAAACCUUGUGAGUGAUGUCAAAGCUUCGCCAGACCCCAAGGCUUGCAACUGGAAAAAAUACAAGUACAUCGUCCUGAACCCUCUCUGCUCGGCCACCACGGUGAAGGAAGAAGAAAUUGAGGAACCACAAAGUCACACACCACCCAUGGCCGACAGGAUGGGCUCGACACCCAAAGCAGCGGCAGAGGCGUGGUCUGGAGAAGUGCCCGGUCAGAUUGAUAGACAGGGGCAGGCCUCCUGCUACGAGGGUUCUGGCCGAGCCCCUCCCCUGGGGCCACCCCCCUCUGUGGACCACCCAACACUGCCUCCCACUCAAAAGGAGGGAACAGUCUCACCCUGCAACAUUUUCCCAAACCUGCACCCCACUCAUCCAGAAGCCGCCCACCUCAACCAACAUGCAAUCAAGCGGGGGAGCUACUAUGUGCCCUACUGUUGUUCCGGCAACCUUCAAGGGACCAAGACUGUCUGCUCAGGCGACAAGCCGUACCGCUGUAACGUGUGCGGCGCCCAGUUCAACCGACCGGCCAACCUGAAGACUCACUCCCGCAUUCACUCAGGAGAGAAGCCUUACCGCUGUGACACCUGUGGAGCUCGAUUUGUUCAGGUCGCCCAUCUGAGGGCCCACGUUCUGAUCCACACAGGGGAGAAGCCGUACCCCUGCCACACCUGUGGCACCCGCUUCCGCCACCUGCAGACCCUGAAGAGCCACCUGCGCAUUCACACCGGAGAGAAGCCUUACACUUGUGAGAAGUGCGACCUUCACUUUCGCCACAAGAGUCAGCUGCGUCUUCACCUGCGGCAGAAGCACGGGGCCGUCACCAACACCAAGAUCCGCUACAAGGUCCUGACCGAGCCCUACCAGCCUAUUCUGCAGGCCUGCUGAGGAGCUCUGACCUUUGACUCAAUGAUCACAACCAGCACGUUGAUCACAACCAUAACUGAGCAUCUAAAUCUGUCGGAAAAUGUGACAUUUGGUGAAUGAUUUUAACUUUAAAUUAUGAGCACCUGGUUUUUAAUAUGAGCUGGUUAUUUAUAACUUUUAACAGAGUGGUUAGAUGGCCUGUAAAAAAAUGCUAAAAUUGAUUCUGUUUGGAGAAAGAGAAACAUUUACAAGUAAAUUUUAGCAUCAGCACGUCGUUUGGUGAGUUGUGGAGCUCGAAGCUGACAUAACACACUUAAGAAUUAUUAGCGUGGAUCUAUAAGGUUGAUUAGAAGUUCUGGGUAGGUUUUCUGAGAUGAGAUGAUGUUAAGAAAAGUGUUUUUGAAGGUCUGUGAAGGGGAUAGGAAGAAAGGAAUCAGACUUUUUGGGAUGUGUGUACACUGAAUUUUGAAGAAGAAUGAGCAUGUGAAUGAUUCGAAGGAAAGAUUAAGCAAGUUUUUGGAAGGAGAGUUUUUGGAGUACGUAAAUUAAAUUCUAUCAUUUGUUGAAAAGCACUUAAUCAGUGUUAAGUUACUGAAAUCUUCUUCUUUAAUGUGUAUUUAACUCAGAUUUAGUUUAAUCUUGAGGCCUGGGGCCUGCGUGUUCUUUAAGAAAAUAAAGUAUGCAGUGAUAGCUGCUUUUAUAGUCCAAGCAGGCAAAGGACUUCUUGUCUUGUACUGAGUUUAAAAUAAAAUGAUAGAUUGUUUUCUGACAUGAACAAUUAGAAUAAGACGACUGUAAACAAUUGGAUAAUUGAUAAUAUUACAUUUGUGUAUGAGUUAAUUUGCUGGACAAAGAUGGUUUUGUACAAUUUAAAUUAAAUCAUUUUUAUAUCAAUUGGA
Molecule: messenger RNA, 2780 nt
Organism: Chelmon rostratus (copperband butterflyfish)
Lineage: Eukaryota; Metazoa; Chordata; Actinopteri; Chaetodontiformes; Chaetodontidae
Gene: bcl6b
Product: BCL6B transcription repressor
Exons: 12
Coding region: 232-1902 (556 amino acids)
Biological process (GO): regulation of transcription by RNA polymerase II
Cellular component (GO): nucleus
Molecular function (GO): DNA-binding transcription factor activity, RNA polymerase II-specific; protein binding; RNA polymerase II cis-regulatory region sequence-specific DNA binding
Source: RefSeq, a predicted model, not a curated record